This is a messenger RNA of Syngnathus acus (greater pipefish), 3282 nucleotides long. RefSeq names its product glypican-5-like. Gene Ontology annotation, biological process: positive regulation of canonical Wnt signaling pathway; regulation of protein localization to membrane; cell migration. Gene Ontology annotation, cellular component: extracellular region; plasma membrane; cell surface. Bases 127 to 2067 code for a protein of 646 amino acids. Lineage: Eukaryota; Metazoa; Chordata; Actinopteri; Syngnathiformes; Syngnathidae. The transcript is spliced from 12 exons. The record is from RefSeq and is a predicted model, not a curated record.
CUUAGAGUGGGCUCCAGGCAGUCUCGGGCUUCACCUCGACUCACUCUAUCAUACAGUGGCCAGUGGAAUGCUUCGGUAGUCAUCCGGUGGCCACCUUUCGUUAGCUUGACUCUCUGAGAUGUUGCAAUGUCCCGUGCUGUCUUACAAAACGUGGAUUUGUGCUGGGUGAUUUUUUUCUACUUAGCUUCAACACCUGGCUGUAGAUCAGCCGAUGCCGACAGCUGUCAUGAGGUGAAGACAGCAUACAUGAUGCGCCAAAUAGGCCCGGUGGAACUGGUGCCAGACAGUCCCCAAACAGAUGAUUCCCUCAGAGUGUGUGUCCACUCUGGUCUCGGGUGCUGUACCAGUAAGAUGGAAGACGGUUACAUGGCCGCCGUUCGCAGCGAGACUCAGCAGAAGAUUCGAUCCUUCAGCUUUGAGCUCAAGUACCUGAUUGCCGGACACAGCAAAGCCUACCAAGACACCUUUGAUUCCCUGGUCUCCUUUACAUCGAAUUUGACCAGCAACUUGUUUGACAGCGCCUACUCCAGCCUGGCAUCAGAGUGUCGGCCGCACGUGCUUCAGCUUUUCAAUGACAUUCGUGGCCAUCUCUCGGGGGAGCCCGAGCCCUCGUUGGAACUAGCGGUGGGGACCUUCUUCAACGAGCUCUUCCCACUGGUCUACGGGCGACUUCUCAACCCUGGAAUGGGCCAGCCGUCGCCUCCCUCUUUUUCCGCUCAGGAAGAGUGCCUGCGGAUGACGCGGCAGGAUGUCAGUCCCUUUGGGCCCCACCCUCCCUUUCUGCUCGCCAGUCUUUCUCGUGCGCUCCGAGCGGGCCGAACUCUGAGUCGAUUGCUCCGAUCGGCCGGGGACGUGGUGGAUGCCACGGAAAAGGCCACGUUAUCCCGAGAGUGUGGCCGGGGCUUAGUGAGGAUGCGGUAUUGCUCCCAUUGCAGAGGUCUGACAUUGAUCAGGCCCUGUAGCGGACUCUGUGUUAAUGUUAUGAGAGGAUGUCUGGUGGGGAUAUCUGAACUUGCUGCACCCUGGAGAAGUUUGGUCCUGUUGCUCCAAAGAUUAGCUGCGACGUUAGCGACCAGCAGCAACCACAACAGCAUGGAGCUGGCGCUGUUGGCCGUCCGGAAUCAUGUCGACGAUGCCAUCCUGCACGCCCAGUUGCAUGGGCCACGCAUCACUGCCAUUGUCGAGAAGGUGUGCGGGUCACACGCAGCUGGUCCCGUGAUGAUAAGCGGACAUCCCAACACCUCCCAUGUCUCCAAAGCUACUGGGCGGAUGAUGCAAAGAGCCUCAAAGAGGACGCCCCUGACCUCUUUGGGCUUUCCAAGUCUUCAGCUCCAGACUCAGAGGUCGUUCCCUCUCAAAGGAUCGAGAGGUGACAAGAGCCGCAGUCUGAAGAAAUUGUCAAGGGAGUUUGAGGGCUCUAUUCAGCGCUACCAGUUGUUUUUCUCCGAGCUCCCUGCGAUGCUUUGUGAAAGUGAGACGGAGGUCGAGCAGCACACGUGUUGGAGCGGCCGAGACGUUGUGGAGAGAGAGAAGCCUCAUCAUGAUUUUGACCACCAGGCCAGUCUGGCUGUUGACAUUCCACAUAUUGUCGUUCCCCCUCAGGUUUAUGCAGGUCGCGUGGUUGCCAGCACUUUGAAAGCACAGAGGGACAACCCGGAAAUUAGCGUCCGCAAUACUGAUCCUGUCCUACGGGCGGCAAAACACCGACUGGAGCGGUUGACACAGGAACUUUUAGCGGAGCUCGGCCGGGCGCACCAAACCGCAAGAAAAGGUGAGGAAGAGGACGGAGGGAGUGCACAAACAGAAAAGGAAAGGGCCAGUGGAGAUGAUUGUGAUGAUGAAGAUGGCUGUGAAGCAUCCGGUAUGGACCCGUAUGAUUUCCCCAGUGGCCGCAGUCCGGUGAGGGAGGACAGGGCUGGUCUUCCCCCUCCCCAGCACAUUCCUCCUCAUCUGGACUCUCCCCCACUGGUGGCCGUUAGAGGAUCGGCCAGCGCGCCGACUGUGGAACGACUGCAUUUGAGCUUGGCCGCCGUCCCGUUGCUGCUGUCGCAAUUGCAGAGCCGUUAAGCUGCAAAAUGAGUGAGUCUGGGCGUGCGUGCGUGCGUGCGACUUUAAAACGACGAGCCUGCGUUUAAAAGCUGUCGCUCAUCUUCACAACAAUGAUAAUUGUCAUCAUGGUGGAAGAUGAACUAUUGAUGGAGCAUUUGCUAUGACUUGCACUGACCUCUCUGCUCACUUGUAGUAUUUAACUCUUCGAGAACAGAUGGCAAAGCACUACUUUUUUCAAGAGGUGUAAAUACAAAUCUAUAUAUUAUAUAUUUAUAUAAAGACUUUAUGAUUUGUUUUUGUAUAAAUAGUAGGUCCCCUGUAGGUAUUAAUUGCACUUUUUUUAAACACACUGAUAAGAUCCAGGACCGCUAUAGUUUGUCGUUAUAGAAAUGUGAUUCAUUCAUGCAACCCAGAAAUGGAAAAAAAACACCAUGAUUUCAAAAGAGGUAGAAGAGACAUUCAUAGUGCCUUAUGACCAAUCAUUUGAAGUAAUGAUCCUGUUCAUGAAAUGCAAACGCUGAAUGAUUGAAAGCAGAGGCCUUUUAGUCAAUCCUACCCAACAAAUGGCAUUAGUGGUCAAAACAAACCUUUUACUUUUGUCGCCAUUCAAUAUCAAUACAAGGCACAUAUUGUUCUUCUGUUUUCUCCUGGCCCUCUUCACUCAAAAGAAGCAUAGAAGGAAGGAACUCAAUCUAGGGAGCUAUUCCUUUGAAGACAAGCAUUUCUUUGACAGCACUCAUCUUUUCUUGAUUUCAACGGCUGCCCUCUUCUUUCCAAAUAAGAGGGACGACAGGCUUCUCGACAAAUUUGAUCGACUCCAUCAGCCUGUCCCAAUUUUCCAAACAUGAUGGAAGUGGCGCCACACAAUCUUCAUCUGGUAAUAUAGAGCCAACGCUAGCUCUCCCCGAAGCGUGCAAAGCAGCAAGGUAGACAAGUUGAAUACUGAUGAAUAUAUUCCAAAGGCUGCCAGUUAAGCAGCUGAAGGACAUUUUGCACAUCUGUCAGCGGGGGGGGGGGGGGGGGCCUGACUUCUUCAAGGUAUCAUUAACAUCCAUCCUGCCAGAUACUAAUAGCAAUGGAAAUGUUUGACUGCGGCUGCUGCUGCUGCUUCUCGUGGUGCCUGAAAAGCAACCUGCCAUUAUUAUUGAAGAAAUGUAUUUCUGACUACAUUUGAACAUGUUUGCCUGAAUUCUGUUGGAUCUUUUGACUUCAUCAAUAAAAUGUUGAAUCUGA